UGCAGGAGCUGAUCUCCCAGACCAUGGUGCACUGGGCACAGGAGUCGUUCAUCCAGAGCCCGGCGCUGGUGCGUGCCAUGUUCAGCCUGCUGCACCGGCAGUACGACGCGCUGGGCGAGCUGGGCCGGGCCCUGCCCAAGGCCUACGCCAUCAGUGCCACCUCUGUGCCCGACACCACGGCCCUGCUCGAGUGUCUGGGCCAGAUCCGCUCGCUGCUCAUCGUGCAGAUGGGCCCCGAGGAGGAGAACCUCAUGAUCCAGAGCAUCGGGAACAUCAUGAACAACAAGGUGUUCUACCAGCACCCCAACCUGAUGCGGGCGCUGGGCAUGCACGAGACCGUGAUGCAGGUGAUGGUCAGCGUGCUGGGCGGCGGCGAGUCCAAGGAGAUCCGCUUCCCCAAGAUGGUGACCAACUGCUGCCGCUUCCUCUGCUACUUCUGCCGCAUCAGCCGCCAGAACCAGCGCUCCAUGUUCGACCACCUGGGCUACCUGCUGGAGAACAGUGGCAUCGGCCUGGGCAUGCAGGGCUCCACCCCCCUGGACGUGGCGGCCGCCUCCGUCAUCGACAACAACGAGCUGGCGCUGGCCCUGAAGGAGCAGGACCUGGAGAAGGUGGUGACAUACCUGGCAAGCUGUGGGCUGCAGAGCUGCCCCAUGCUGCUGGCCAAGGGCUACCCCGACAUCGGCUGGAACCCCUGCGGGGGUGAGAAGUACCUGGACUUCCUGCGCUUCGCCGUCUUCGUCAACGGGGAGAGCGUGGAGGAGAACGCCAACGUGGUGGUGCGGCUGCUGAUCCGGCGGCCCGAGUGCUUUGGGCCGGCGCUGCGGGGCGAGGGGGGCUCGGGGCUGCUGGCCGCCAUCCAGGACGCCCUGAGCAUCGCCCAGGACCCCGCCCGGGACGGGCCCAGCGGCCGCAGGGAGAGGAGGCCGUUUGGGCCCGAGGAGCCCCCCGAGGAGAACCGGGUGCACCUGGGCCACGCCAUCAUGUCCUUCUACGCCGCCCUCAUCGACCUGCUGGGCCGCUGCGCCCCCGAGAUGCACCUGAUCCAGGCGGGGAAGGGAGAGGCCCUGCGGAUCCGGGCCAUCCUGCGCUCGCUCGUCCCGCUCGAGGACCUGGUGGGGAUCAUCAGCCUCCCCCUGCAGAUCCCGGCGCUGGGAAAAGAUGGGAACGUGGUGGAGCCCCGCAUGGCCGCCAGCUUCGUCCCCGAGCACAAGGCGCCCAUGGUGCUGUUCCUGGACCGCGUUUAUGGGGUGCAGAACCAGGAGUUCCUGCUCCACGUGCUGGAAGUGGGGUUCCUGCCCGACAUGCGCGCGGCCGCCUCGCUGGACACGGCGACGUUCAGCACGACGGAGAUGGCGCUGGCGCUGAACCGGUACCUGUGCCUGGCGGUGAUGCCACUCAUCACCAAGUGCGCGCCGCUCUUCGCGGGCACCGAGCACCGCGCCAUCAUGGUGGACUCCAUGCUGCACACCAUCUACCGCCUGUCGCGCGGCCGCGCCCUCACCAAGGCCCAGCGCGACGCCAUCGAGGAGUGCCUCAUGGCCCUCUGCAGGUACAUCCGCCCCUCGAUGCUGCAGCACCUCCUGCGCCGCCUCGUCUUCGACGUCCCCAUCCUCAACGAGUUCGCCAAGAUGCCCCUCAAGCUGCUGACCAACCACUACGAGCGCUGCUGGAGGUACUACUGCCUGCCCAGCGGGUGGCCCAACAUGGGCGUCAGCUCCGAGGAGGAGCUGCACCUCACCAGGAAGCUCUUCUGGGGCAUCUUCGACUCCCUGGCGCACAAGGGUCACCCAGUGCCCCCCAGGGUCACCCAGUGUCACCCAGUGCCCCCCAGGGUCACCCAGUGUCUCUUCUGGGGCAUCUUCGACUCCCUGGCGCACAAGUGUCACCCAGUGUCCCCCAGGGUCACCCAGUGUCUCUUCUGGGGCAUCUUCGACUCCCUGGCGCACAAG
Molecule: messenger RNA, 1952 nt
Organism: Serinus canaria (Common canary)
Lineage: Eukaryota; Metazoa; Chordata; Aves; Passeriformes; Fringillidae
Product: ryanodine receptor 1-like
Exons: 14
Biological process (GO): calcium ion transmembrane transport
Cellular component (GO): sarcoplasmic reticulum membrane; sarcolemma; Z disc
Molecular function (GO): ryanodine-sensitive calcium-release channel activity
Source: RefSeq, a predicted model, not a curated record